UAAGAGAUAGGUUCAUGCCCCCGUCUCAAAUAAUGAACAAGGAACGCACAGCUGCGAACGGCGCAAGACCAUACCUCCCCAUCCAGGACCAUGCGCUGAUUGGCAACCUAAGGACGGCUGCGCUGAUUUCGGUCGAUGGAUCCAUUGAGAGCUACUGUAUUCCCGACUUUGACAGCCCGAGCAUUUUUGCGCGCAUUCUCGACAAGAAUAAGGGUGGACAUUUCAGCAUUACUCCAAAACUCAGUUUCACUCCAAAGCAGGCGUAUCUUCCCGCCUCGAAUGUUCUUCGAACCAAAUUCCUCGCGGACCAAGGCGUCGCGGAGGUCGUGGAUUGGCUUCCCCGACCUGUUGAUGGUUCACCUGCGAGGCUAUUUUGGAUGUGCCGCAAGGUUACUGCCAUUCGAGGCACAGUGCCCAUCCGCGUAGAGUGUGCACCUGCAUUCAACUACGCUCGUGACGCGCAUACCGCUGAGGUUGUGCACGAUGACAAUGUCAUCUCGGACACUCAGGAUAAAGUGGUAUUCUUCAGUCAGUCCAUGAAGAUGGAUUUGCGCUACGUUGUCGAUGCUUCUGAGAGCUGCGGCGCUGUUCCAUCUGUUUCCUUUGACCUCGUUACGUUCAAGGAACACCUGGGACCGGCAGCAGUAUGUGAUAUCAAGCUUGAAGAUGGGCAAUCCAUCACUUUCAUCUUUCGCAUACUUCCGUCGUCUGUCGGAGAACAAAAUACGACACCCGGAGUUUCCCCGUCCACAGCAACACGAGUCGCUAGGACCAACUUCAUUUCGAGCGCAUCCAAGCCGAGAGUAACGGAUGAUCCUCUCCUGACAGCAGAAUUUACGGACAGACUGUUGAUGGAGACGACGAAGUUCUGGCAGACUUGGAUCGGGAAGUCGACCUAUCGUGGGUCAUGGAGGGAAGCGGUCCAGCGCAGUGCCCUUGCGCUGAAAAUGCUGAUCUAUGAGCCGACGGGGGCUAUCGUUGCUUCUCCAACAUUCUCUCUCCCUGAAUUCAUCGGAGGUACGAGAAAUUGGGAUUAUAGGUUUUGCUGGAUACGCGACAGCUCUUUCACUGUAUAUGCCUUGAUUCGAUUGGGCUUCACCGAAGAAGCAAACGCAUAUAUGGAAUUCAUCUUCAACAGAUUACAAGAUAGGAACCCAGACGGCUCUUUACAGAUCAUGUACACUAUCCAUGGCGGAAAGCAGAUUGAAGAAAUUGAAUUGGGUCAUCUCGAAGGUUACAAAGGAUCGAGCCCCGUUCGCAUCGGGAAUGGAGCAGCAGAUCAUGUUCAACUCGACAUAUACGGAGAAUUGAUGGACUGCAUCUAUCUCGGUCAAAAAUUCAGCAAGCCCCUCGGUUAUGAUCUGUGGGUAGCAGUCAGAGAACUGGUGGAUUUCGUCGUUGCCAACCGCCACCGUCCCGAUUUAUCAAUUUGGGAGGUGCGAAACCGAGAACGUCAUUUCACAUAUUCCAAGAUCAUGCUGUGGUCCGCCAUUUUCUUCGUAGUGCACUUUCAGGUCUUAUUCCAUCACAGGGUCGCAUUAGAUCGAGGUCUGAGACUUGCAGACAAGCGCUCGCUGCCCUGCCCCAAGCGGGCGGACUGGCUUAAGGCCCGGGAUGAACUCUACGAAGAAAUAAUGGAGAAGGCUUGGUAUGCUCCUGGUGGUCACUACGGCCAAAGCUAUGAGGAACCUCACGUGCUAGAUGCCUCCAUCUUGGUUGCACCACUCGUAUUCUUCUCCUCCGCGGCCGACCCGCGGUUUCUUAGGACCUUGGAUGCAGUUCUCCGGCCCUCCGAACGGGGAGGAUUAGUUACAAAUAACCUUGUCUACAGAUAUGGUGGGGCCCAGUUCCCUAGACCCCCUAGGGAUGCUGACCGCCUUUCUCCACCAGAUGUGACCAAAGCGGACGAUGGCGUGGGGGGUGAAGAAGGAACCUUCUCGUUGUGCACCCUCUGGUGCGUGGAAGCACUCACUCGUGCUGGUCAGUACGACAAGAAGUAUCUCGUUAGAGCAGUAGAUAUGUUCGAGGACUUCCUUGGUUUCGGCAAUCAUGUUUCUCUGUGGUCGGAAGAAAUAUCACCAGCGGGCGAAGGGCUUGGAAAUGCAGUGCAAGGCUUUACACACGUCACUCUCAUCAGUGCUUCGUACAAUCUCAGCCGAACCCUCGCAGGGGGGCAGCUCACUUUGUGAGUGACUCAGGAAGAUCGUCGCGAACGAUGUCGGAAUUUAUCACUUAACUGGAAAUGACCAACUGGAUCGAAAUUGGGAGGUUACAUUUCGAUGAAAGUUACAUCUUUGAGCUCCUUCGAAUUGUUCUUCGCCAGCGGCGAACUUCCGUCCAAUUGCCGUGUUCAGGAUUCCGAGGGGUUAACUGGUUUUUCCCGCUUCACUGCAACAAGAAAAAAAAACCCCUAAUUGGGCCACGAGAAAACCGAGGUAAUAGGUGUUUCAUCGGGACAGCGAACUGAACUGUCAACAAAAUGCGCGUCUCAACGUCCAUGACCUCUUCCCCGUCCACUCCAACCUGAGUCCCGUGCUCUUGGAAAAGGCCGAGCUAUUUUUGACUCUCGACGGUCCGAACGCGGUUGGUCUAGGAGAUUGUCUAAUGUGGGGGCGAAGCGUCUGGCCGCUAAUGAGCUUUCGGGCUGGUUCUGUUCUUGACUAAAAGAAGGGUACCGGAAAGCCGUACCGGUUUCAAUUGAACCGUCAUCCAAAACCCCUGCUGCUUGUGGAUCCGAGGUUGAAGGAGGAUAUUUUGUUUGAAAGUGAUAUCCUCGGUCUGCCGAUCGAGACGUUUCGGCAGGCUUCCGGGUGGGCGACGAUGUACCGGUGAAGGAUGCAAGUUGCUGAGAACCUUGGGCAAUGUCCGCUAGGAGAGGAACCGGCUGUUCAGAACCAGAAGCGGAAGACCGGAGACCAGCUUGUUCAAUGAGUGUCUGCACGAGCUGCAGUUGUUCUGGAGUAAGGCGUGCAAUAUCCUCUGUGACGGCCGAUAUCGAAGGCUGGAGCAAAGGAGUGGAUACUUGGGAAGCGAGGUUGGACAGAGGUAAGGGCGACCAAAUAGUAGAGGGAGUGCUAACUGUAGUUGGUGAAGGAGUGACGAGAACUUUGUCGAUGGCCACGUGAGGAGACCAUGGGACACGCGCCUUGUACAGGAUGAAUAUGCCUAACAAGAUAUCCCUUGAACGUAGUACCGGGAGCUGAAGAUCAUCUAGGAGCUGCACAUAUUCGGGAAGGGGAUCAUUUGCCUUCAAGGGAACCAGAUAUAGAUCUUUUCCAAUAGCAGAAUCAGACGGCUUAGUACCCCAAGGGAAAACUAUGCCGUGACGUCCUCUCAAAUAUAGGAACUGGACAAGCUGUUCAAAUGCGUUUUCUUCUGAUGAACUUAGCGGAGUAAAGGUGACUGCAACGAGCUCCUUGUUCGCGCUCAUGCGCAUGUUAAGAAGAUAUUGGGUAGAGCUCGGUACAGGGACUCUUCCGUCCACACGAAUUAUUUGGGAGGUGAAUAAGCGACUCCAGGUGAUGUUAUCAUCGCCCAGCUUGGGGCCGCCGAUCUGAUGCGCUAAAACUCUGCAGGACAGUGGCGGAGAAGGAUCCAUCGGCAUGACGACCUCUCCCCGCCAAACCACCAGGUCUGCGGCCGUGCUACCCCACUUGUCUUCGUUGCUGGUCACCAUGUGAUCCUCCAUUUCUCCUUCCGGUGCAAGCAGUUCAUCCAAAUUUCCGUCAUCAAGCGUAUCCAACAGUUCAUCGUUCAGUGUGUCACUAUCAUCUUCAGCAUUCCUCGUCUCCCGCUGUUUGACCGGAGAGGUCUGACUGAAGGGGGAUUCGGGCCCGGACCAGAGUGUGUUCAAACUGAAGUUGGGGUGUGAUGGUGUGACUGGGGAUACUGACAAUCCAUGUUCUUUUGAGAGUGGAGGGCUUGAACUGAUCGGACUCGAUGAGUGCUUCGCAUGUAAAUUCUGAGCCUUUGAUUCCACAGGCCAUAUGUUCUCGGCUCUUCCUAAGGUGGACCGUUGUGAUGGGGAUGCUGUUGGAAGAGUGGGGCCGGUGGAGGGAUGGACCAACUGCACAGAGUCCCGAUUUUCGGCAAUCAAUUGUGUAGAUACGUUUAAUUUUGCUGCAGUUGAGUCGUUCGGCAAAGGCGGCGACUUCCGCACCUCAAGCAAAGGCAACCCCUCCUGGUCCAGCCGACGCGUCUCAUAGGGUACAAAUGCCUCGAUGAUUUCUUCCCCUUUGUGAGUGAUUUUCGCAGUCGGUGGUACUGGGGCCUCAAGGAUAGAAUGCUGCAGAGAUUCACGUCGUGCAAUUUCGAUUUCAUGCUGUCUUUCCUCAUUCGCUAAAUCCGCGGAUGACAUGGCCGCCAAGUCUUUAGCAGACAGCUCGCCUAUUCCGAUCCGGCGCCGAAGGGCUGCCCUAUCUCUUUGAGAAAGGUUGAAGCUCAACAUCCGAAAUCGUUCUCGGUACUUUCCACCUGCCAUGACUCUACCCUUCUUCUCGUCAUGCUCAGCAAACGUCUCAAAGAGAUGCUGCUCGAGUCUUUCAACGAAGGCUGUUGCUAGACUCUCCGAGGGAUUACUCGUGGAGCUCUGCAACUGCUCGGCAGAUGUUUCAGGAGAGUCUUCUGGCUUUGACAUGUCAUGUACGGAAGGGCUCUGCACGACGAAAUGCUCUUCAAAAAUAGGAAGUAUGACGUCCCGAAGUUUUCCAAAGCAAUAUUUUCGAACAGGGUCACUGGAAACAGAACCAUCCCCACCCCAACGCGCAGCCGUUUCAGCGCUUCCCGUAGACAUUCGCGCACGAUCUGCCCCUCCAAAAUCUUCAGCAGAUCCAGGUGUCGAGCGGCGACGAAUUGCAGAUUGCGCUUGGUUCACUCGUCGACUCUGCUCCUUAGCAGCGUGUUCUAUGUGCUCUUCUGUAUCCUCAAUAUAGUUGUCAUCACUGCUGGCGCUAUCAUCGCUGUCCUCGAACGUAUCAAGGAGCGCGCGAUUCUGAGCACGGUUCAUGUUGGAAUAGCGCAGGGCCUCAUCUACUUCCUCGUCCCUUGCCGACAACUGCGACAAGUCCCUCAGACGACGCGCAUUCUCUGAUGACGUAUUGUCCCAAAACAUUCGUGUAAUGUCGUUCUGUCCAUCGCUGCAGUGAGGACAGAUAAACAGCGCCAUAUCUUCAGCAUCCACUGUACUGAGCUCCAUACAACCCAAGUGAAACCAUUUUGCGCAGACUUCACACAAAACAGAUGGGUCCGAUCCAACAACACUGCCUUCGCAAAUGCAAUCAGAUCGCUUCCUUUUCUGACCCUGGACAGACAUU
This is a messenger RNA of Dacryopinax primogenitus, 5312 nucleotides long. RefSeq names its product Six-hairpin glycosidase. Gene Ontology annotation, molecular function: hydrolase activity, hydrolyzing O-glycosyl compounds. The record is from RefSeq and is a predicted model, not a curated record. The coding region runs from base 15 to 2189 and encodes 724 amino acids. The transcript is spliced from 44 exons. Gene Ontology annotation, biological process: carbohydrate metabolic process. Lineage: Eukaryota; Fungi; Basidiomycota; Dacrymycetes; Dacrymycetales; Dacrymycetaceae.